Messenger RNA from Aureobasidium pullulans EXF-150, 1360 nucleotides. RefSeq lists its product as uncharacterized. The record is from RefSeq and is a predicted model, not a curated record. The coding region runs from base 294 to 887 and encodes 197 amino acids. NCBI's taxonomy places the organism in Eukaryota, Fungi, Ascomycota, Dothideomycetes, Dothideales, Saccotheciaceae. The transcript has 2 exons.
AAAAGAAAAGUUGCCUGACAUGCUUUCAUUCAGCAAGAGCUUUUUUUGCCUUCCAGAUGCAACUCCUGGAGUGUUCUGGCGAGAGGAAGUCGGUGUUCGCAGCUAGUCGCUGCAAUCGAUCCUCUCUGUUAUGAAAGCCAGCAUCCUCUUUACUCAGCAUUGGAAGCUGCGAGUCGACUCUCACCUUCCAGAACUCACAAGAGAAUGACUGCCAAAAUGGACGAUGCUAUUCAAAUCCAGAGUCACGUCCACUGAGAGUGCUCUUUUCUCAUUCUCAACAUCUCAAAAGCACCAUGGCUCUUAUUAAAAAAUUUAUCUGGCUCCUUAUGGCGCUUGUCGCCCUGCUUGCCUCAAGCCACUACGAAGCUAUCGCUAUGUAUCAGACUAUGUCACCUUCAAGGCUUGAGAAACUCGCCUCCUCGUCAGCCUGGGCCUCCGAUGAACCACCCGAGUAUGUGGAGCCGCCUCUUAAGACACCAUUCUUGAUAACACCUCACGAAACACCUUUCACACUACUCAAGCAACUACCGUCACACUACAUAUCCGCCAAUUCCUUGACAGCAGGAUCAAUAUGCGGUACUGACAAAUGCUGUCGACCCUCAGGAAAUUGCGACAAGGAUUACUGUUAUCCCUGCUACUGUGACGAGGACCUCCGCUAUCUGGAGACUGGCAAGAGGAAGUACUCACUUCUGGAUAAGCAGCGCAAAGCUGAUCGGCUGAUCACCAUGCCUGGGUUAUCUGGCCGUUUCCUGAUUCCUCCGGGGUACAUUUUCGAGUACCUUGAUAUCAUCUCUGCACAGCAACAUCUGAUUCGCCUAGCCGCCAUUGCUCAUGUCGAUGAACACAUGUUCGAAGCAUACAUGGCUGCUGCAUUCUUUGAGCCCUGAUGUUUGGUCUGCUUGGCACGUUCUCACUGUCGCAAUACAUGUCCUGAAAAGCAUCGCGCAUUGUACAGCUCGUUUUUUUCUACAAUUCAUCUGCAAGAGAGAGGAACAGUCAUGCGUUAAGGAAAAGCAAUCAUCAUCCAAUAUCCUUAGUCUGUUAUUCCUCCCUACAUACCACAGUCUCUACCCAAAUAAAACCAACCAUUCACUCCAUCAAACUAGCAUACCUCCCUAACUCCUCAUCCUCCCUCAACCUCCCCUGACAUGCAUCCUCAAGCAGCACACAAACCUCCACACCUUCCUCCCUCUCCGGAUACACAAAAACAUACCCCUCCCAAUCCGGCUUCGGAAACCUCACAGCCUUGGGCACUCCAAAUCCAAAGUCCUGCUGUGUGUAUGAAGUCAUUUGCUGCCAACUUGUCGCAGCUAGAUCCAUUCCUAGAAAUGCGUCGACAUUGAUGCUGAUAUGUGACUUG